UGUCAUCGGGGUUAAAGGUCAUGUGUGACACCAAGACAGACGGCGGUGGAUGGAUCAUCUUUCAGAAAAGAAUCAACGGUAAAGUAGAUUUCUAUAGAGGCUGGAAGGAGUAUCGUAACGGCUUUGGAGAUUUCAACAUUGGAGAAUUUUAUCUGGGGAAUGAAAAUACUUUUGAUAGAGAUAAUGACAAGAAGAGUUGGAACUGUGCACAACACUAUUCAGGUGCUUGGUGGUACAAUAAUUGUCAUCCUUACUCUCUUAACGGGAAAUGGGGAAGUAAAACAUUAGGCCAAGGAUUGCACUGGUAUAGUUUAACUGGACCUGAGAACAGUGUUUCAUUUAGUGAGAUGAAACUGAGAGAAAGAAAGUAA
Molecule: messenger RNA, 371 nt
Organism: Biomphalaria glabrata
Lineage: Eukaryota; Metazoa; Mollusca; Gastropoda; Planorbidae
Product: fibrinogen C domain-containing protein 1-like
Exons: 2
Coding region: 21-371 (116 amino acids)
Source: RefSeq, a predicted model, not a curated record